AUGAAGAAGUUGAAUUACUUAAAAUUAAAUUAAGAGAAAUUAAAUGAUAUGUAAAAAGAAAAUGAAGAAUUGAAAGCAUAACAGAUAUUAAUUUAAGAUGAAUUACUCAAAACUAAGUAACAGUUAAAUGAAUAAUUGCAAUAAUAAAUCUAAAAGCCUUAAGGUAAUGAUCAACAGAUUCAAUUCUAAACAGAUCCUGAAAAAGUCUUAUAAAUCAGCUCACUCUAGGCAGAAUGUGUGAAUCUUAAGAAACAAAUAUAGGAUGUUGAAUAGUAGAGAAAGGAUGAUCUAAAAUCUUUUGAGAAAAUGCUUGGAGAAGGAGUCAAUGAAACUUAAGUUAUUUGGUUAUUGGCUUACUCAUGGAAUAGUAACUCUAAUCUGAUUUAAGACAAUUACAAAAUAAAUUGUGAUCAAUUGUAGUAAGAACAAAUCGCAUUGUAGAAUUAAUUACUUUAGAAGAACAAAUAAAUUGUGGAUUUACAAGAUGAAACCAAACAAAGCGAGAAGGAAGAACAAAUUCGAGGAAAGGAUAACGAAAUUAAACUCUUGGAACAACAAGUACAAACAGCUAAAGAUCAAUAUUAGGAGCUUUUAGACUUAUAAUAAUAGAACUUAACUCCUGGAGGAUAAAAGGAGAAGAUAUUACAAUAAACCAAAGAAAUACAUGAUUAAGAAGAAGUGAUUAAUGAACUUCAACAGAAGGUGGAAACUGAGGUGCCACAACUUUAAGGUCAAUUAAGUGAAGCUUAGGAGAAAUUGAAAGAUGCACAAAAGGAUGCAGAAUUGUGGAAUAAAAAGUAUCAUGAAUUGCUAGAGAGCAAAUAAACUUAAGUUCAGAACAUUCUUGCUCCAGAAGAGAUUGAAAAAUUAAGCUCUGAAGAAGCCAAAAACGCUCUUACAUAAUUGAACAAGUAAUAUUCAGAUAAAGCUCAAGAGAAUAGAGAAUUUGAAUAAAUAAUUAAAGAUCAAUAAUCAUCUUUAUUUUCGAAAUAAUAAGAAAUCGAUUAAUUAUAGUUUAAAGUUGAUUAAGCUACUCAGAUUUCUAAUAUUUAAAAAUUAUAGCUAUAAAAUACUGCAGAUGAUUACACUAAUUAAAUAGAUUAACUAAAAUAAUUUAUUUAAGAUCUUAAAUCAUAAAUUGAUGAGCAUAAUCCUGCAUUUUGGAAAUCAUCCUACUAGAAGUUAUUAGAAGAAACAAGAUAGUUAAAUUAAACUAUUCCACAACAAGAUAUCCAGAAGCAAGAAUCUUAUAUUUUGCCUAAUCCGCCUUCCUAAACUCUAUUAUAAGAUUAUUAAUUGUUGAAAUAAUAAUACGAAGAUUUAUAUUAGGCUAAACUUUUACUUUAGCAAGAAUUAUUAAUUGCAUAAAAUCGUAUCUCAUAGCUAUUAAGUGAAUAAAUACAUAAACCUGUAGGUUAAGAAGAGCCAAUUUAAUUUUCAACCGAUCCUUAAAAAGCCUUAGCUGUAUUACAAUUAGAAUAGAAAAUCUAAUUAUUAAUCCACUAACUUUCUGAAAUUGAAAAAUUAAGAAAUGAUGAUUUACAGAAGUUUAAAGAUAUGAUUGGAAAUGGUGUGAAUGAAAGUACUGUUGCAACUCUUAUGCAAGAAAAGUAAUCAUUAUAAUCUCAAAUAAUAAAAUUCAAAGCUUAGAUUGACUAGAACUAAUAAGAGUAAAUUGCAAUUUAAAACUAAUUAAUUUCAAAAACACUUUAAUUAAUUGAAUUGUAAGAAAACAUCAAGCAGGAUAUAUCUUAAUAGAAAAUAAUACAAUUGCAGGAUGAAAAUAAUUUACUUCAACAAGAAUUAUAAAAAGCCAAAAAAUCUUACCAGGAAUUACUUGAGUUACAAUCAGAAAAUCUAACACCAAAUGGUUUAAAAGAAAAAAUUUUAAAUUAAUAAAAACACAUUCAUGAUUUAGAGGAAUAAAUUUUAAUAUCUUAAUAAAAAAAUGAGAAUGAGCUAUCAUCAUUAGUAGGAUAAUUAAGUGAAGCAAAAUAAAAAUUAAAAGAUUCCUUAACUGAUAGUGAAUUAUGGAACAAAAAAUACCAUGAUUUACUUGAAAGUCGUUAAAAUCUUCCAACAUUAGAAAUUGAAGAUUUACAAAAAAAAUUAUUAGAAUCCCAAUAAAAUACAGAAAAGGAAAAGGAAAAAUAUACUAAUUUAUUAUAAGAACAGUAUUCUUAACUUUCACCUACUUCUUCUUAAGCUAAACUUUUGUAAGCAUUAGAUUAAAUUAAUUAAUUAAAACUCUAGUUGGAAAUCAAUAAAGCUUAAGAGAUUUAUUCGGAGCCUCAAUAAUAGAUUGAUACUUUGCAAGAGGAAAUUGAAAAUUUAAGAAAAAAUAUUGAAAAUUUAGAAAAAAUAAAUUAAAUAAGCAAUGAAUAAAUUGAAUAUUUAAAAGAGUAACUAUAAAAAAAGGAGAUAAAUUAGCCAAAUUAACAAUUUUUAACUGAUAGUUAGGAAUUGUUAUAAAUCUAAGAAUAAAAUAUCAUGUAUUAAUCUCAAAUUAAUUAAUAACAAUAAGAAUUGCAAGAAGCAUUAAAUCUAAUUAAACAGCAAUAAGAUAAAGUUUUGGAUGCUUAAAAAGAUCAAUAAAAAGCAGAAUUUUGGAAAAAAUAAUAUACAGAUUUGUUAUCUGAAAAGUAUCCUUAAGAAAAAUCUAUUUAAAUAUAAGAAUAAAAAGAGUAAUAGGUUAGGGAAGUACCUUUACUAUAAGAAAAUAAAUAAAUAUAAUAACUUGAGAAUUAGAUAAAUUAAUUGUAAUCGGAUAAGGUCUAUCUCUCUUAAUAAUUGAUAGACAUUUAAAAUAAGUUCAAUAAUACAAUCCAACCAAAUUAAUAAUAAGAAUCUAUAAGUACCCGUCAAAAUGAUCAUAUUCACAGUUUAGAAAAAUAAAUCGAAGAAUUAUAGAGAGAAAGUAGAAAUGUUAUUGUAUAAAUGAGAGAAGCCCUAAAUGGAAACGAUUUGUAAAAAUAAAUAGCUGAUCUUUUAGAAAUUAAUAGCACUCUAAAAUUAAAUAAUUCAAAAUUAUUGAUUGACUUAGAAAUAAAUUAAAAAGAAUUAAUAAGGUAGUAAUAGUAGGUUUAAAUUUUAAACGAUACUGUUAAUGAUCUCUAAGAUCCUACAGUUGCUGAAAAUACAAAAUUACGCGUUUCAGAUUUAGAGAAAUAAAUUGAUUUAAUUGGAUAACAAGUCGAUUUCUGGAAACAAAAAUAUCAAUAAGUUUUAAAUGAGUAUAGUCAAUAAUUAUCUCCCACAAGUAUUUAAAAUAAAAUGUUAGAGUAAACAAAAUUAAUUCAUGAUCAGGAAGAAGCAUUAAUGCUUUUAUAAAAAACAAAAGAUUAAUCAAAAUUAGAAAGUGAUUUGGAAAUUAAUAAUCUAAAAUUGUAAAUUAAAGAACUUUAAGAGGAAAAUUUAGUUUUGAAAAAGAAAUUAUAAGAUUAUUAAAAUUAAACUUAAUAAUUAUCAAUCUAAAGAGUUAUAUCACAAGGAGAAAAUGAGCUAUAGGUGUAAUAUUGGAAGGAUAAAUAUUAAGAAGCAUUAGAAGCUUUAUAUAAAGAUCCUGAGCAUGUACAAGAAAUAAUUAAACAAAAAGAAGAAGUUGCUUAAACUUUAUAUUUUGAUAAAGAUUCACAGUCUAUUCAUGAUUUUGAAUCUGAUUUGAUCGAAAAAUUGAGAAGUGAAAAUUAAACAUUUUAAGGAGAGGUCACAUUUUAUAAAAAAAGAGUUUAUGAAUUAGAAUAAUAAUAAAAAAUUGAGCCUAGCUAAUAAGAUACUGUGCAAUCUAGAUAAUAUCAAAUUUCUUAACUUGAAAAAGACCUAUAGAAAGCUAUUUCAAAUUGUGCUUAUUGGGAAUAAAAGUAUAAUGAAAUAGCCUAACAGAGCAUCAAAAUUGAAACUUAAAAAUAUGGAGGUGACCCCACCUAAACAGCAACUUUUUGGAGACAAAAAUAUGAUUAAGUUGAGCUAAAUAGAUAACAGCUGAUUCAAGUAAUUGCUGAAAAAGAAGAAUAGUUAGAAUUAAAUAUGUAAUCAUUUUAGCAAAUUCUUAAAGAUGAAUUGAAGGAAGAACUUACUAAAAUAAGAACUUAAGAGAGAGAAAAAAUGGAAUAAUAAUUUUAACAAAAUUAUCCCUAGAGUGAGUCAGUUUUAAUAUAAAAAUUAAAGGAUUCUCAUGAGGUUGAAAAAGAGUAGCUUAUUUAAGAAUUUCUAAGAAGAAUUGAUUAACUUUUACAGAGUAAUGUAUAAAAGUAUCCUGAAGGAGAAAAUUGGAAAGAAUUGAUUUUAAGAUAUGAAAAAUAAAGAUAAAAUGAGCUCUAUGAACUAAGACAGCACUUGUAAAUUUUAUAAAGAUCAUAAAUAUCUACCAAAGAUAUAGAAUUUUAUGCUGAAAGAAGAGCAUACGAAAACACAAUUAAUGAAUUAAGAGCUAGAAUAUCUUAAGAAGAUCCUUAAGAACUAUAUGACACCAUUGAAUAUUAAAGAAAAGUGAUUUUAGAUUAUGAAAAUCAAAUCUCAUUUUUAUAAAAUGAGCGAACAAACCUAGAAAUGCAUAUUAUGUAACUAAAUUAGUAAAUUGAUCAAUUAAAGGACAACAUUUCAAAAUUCUAAAUAUAAUAAGAUCAUAGAAAAAGGCAAAGAGCUGAAGUGCUGGAAGCUAUAGAAGAAAUGAAACGAGAAAGAGCGGCUGAUAGAGAUUCUUUUAAAUCUCCUUACAGACAAAUGAGACAAAGUUAAAGAAGAACAUCUUGGGACAGAUAUCCAAAAGACUUUUUAAGGCCUUCGAAUAUUUAACAACCGUCUCCUUAUUAACAUUAAAGCUCACCUAUGCAAAAAAUUCCAUUCUAAUAAUCCUAAUUUAUAUCUCCUAAAUAGGAAAAUAGAGAAAUAAAUUUAAAAUUAUAGGAAUUAGAUGAAGUUAAAUAUAAGUACUAGUCAGCUUUGAAUAAUAUUUUAUAACUUGAAACCUAGGUGAUAGAGAAACUUCAGCAAGAUGAUUUGUAAAUUGAAUGA
Molecule: messenger RNA, 5013 nt
Organism: Paramecium tetraurelia
Lineage: Eukaryota; Ciliophora; Oligohymenophorea; Peniculida; Parameciidae
Exons: 2
Source: RefSeq, a predicted model, not a curated record